Onychomys torridus (southern grasshopper mouse) is the source of this 876-nucleotide messenger RNA. RefSeq names its product 60S ribosomal protein L18-like. The record is from RefSeq and is a predicted model, not a curated record. Gene Ontology annotation, cellular component: ribosome; cytosolic large ribosomal subunit. Gene Ontology annotation, biological process: translation. Gene Ontology annotation, molecular function: structural constituent of ribosome; RNA binding. Lineage: Eukaryota; Metazoa; Chordata; Mammalia; Rodentia; Cricetidae.
AUGGCCCUGCUUCAGCCUUUUAAGUACCGAGAUAACAGACCUAAGGCAUCACUCUCAGAGAGAACUCUAUCUUUUAAUAAAUCCUCUGGGGCUUCUGGACCUGGCCAAGCAGGAGGCGCCAUCAUAGGUGUUGACAUUCGCCACAACAAGGACCGAAAAGCUCGGCACAAGGAGCCCAAGAGCCUAGACAGCUACCUGUGGCUGCUAGUCAAGCUGUACAGGUUUCUGGCCACAACCAACUCGACCUUCAAUCAGGUUGUGCUGAAAAGGUUAUUUAUGAGUCGCACUAACCAGCCACCUCUGUCCUUGUCCCGGAUGAUCCGAAAGAUGAAGCUUCCUGGCCGAGAGAACAAGACAGCUGUGGUUGUAGGGAUGGUCACAGAUGAUAUGAGGAUUCUCGAAGUGCCCAAACUGAAGGUGUGUGCACUGCGGGUGAGCAGUCACAUCCUCAAGGCUGGGGGUAAGAUCCUCUCCUUUGACCAGCUGGCCCUGGAGUCUCCCAAGGGCUGUGGCACUGUGCUCCUGUCUGGUCCUCGGAAGGGCCGAGAAGUAUACCGGCAUUUUGGCAAGGCUCCAGGGACUCCACACAGCCAUACCAAACCCUAUGUCUGUUCCAAGGGCCAGAAGUUCGAACGUGCCAGAGGCAGAAGGAUGCUCACUAUUGCUAGAACCUUACCUGUUCAGAGAGAGGUGGUAAAGAGAACUAUUGAUGGCUGCAGUUGCCUUCAGAGAGGCCACUGCUGCCAAUGGCCCUGCCGCACUGCGGCAGUUAAAAACCACGAUUACACAGCACAGAGGUGUGCAGGGAGAACUGACAACAAAGGCACUAGUCAUUUGACUCUGAUCUCCACACUAUACCAGACUCGGAGCACAUAA